AUUAGACGUUCGCAUUGAUUCUCCUGAGAGUCCCCGUUUGCAGAUAUGUUCACUUGGUUCCGCAAAAGCGCGAACGUCACCCAGGAGCCUGUCUGGGAUGCGUCAACACUGACUAUGGACCAACCCUCUCGGUCUCGAGAUAUGGACUCCAACAUUGUUACAGAGCAACCUAAGCCUCAAUCUAUGCAGAUGCAACUCCGAGGUGGGGAGGGCGACGAUGGAUGUGGGUGUUGUGGGACUUGCUGCGGAGUAUGCGCGGCGCUGACCUGCUUCGAAUGCUGCUGUUAAAUGUGCCCUUUACUCAGCCAAAGUGUGCAAGACUAGUGUCCAACUCAGGUUCUCUCUUAAUGCAUGAAUAUUGUUAUCCAUACAUAAUUGUACAGUUAGAGGCUGAAAGACAGGAAUAUUUGAAUAUGGAGAGUUAUCGAAAUUGUUCUAUGGAAUGCCCGUGGUUCUACAAUACCUAUCAUCAGAU
Aspergillus caelatus is the source of this 475-nucleotide messenger RNA. RefSeq lists its product as uncharacterized. The transcript has 3 exons. The record is from RefSeq and is a predicted model, not a curated record. NCBI's taxonomy places the organism in Eukaryota, Fungi, Ascomycota, Eurotiomycetes, Eurotiales, Aspergillaceae. The coding region runs from base 46 to 288 and encodes 80 amino acids.